Molecule: messenger RNA, 532 nt
Organism: Oppia nitens
Lineage: Eukaryota; Metazoa; Arthropoda; Arachnida; Sarcoptiformes; Oppiidae
Gene: Blos1
Product: biogenesis of lysosome-related organelles complex 1 subunit 1-like
Exons: 3
Coding region: 79-441 (120 amino acids)
Biological process (GO): endosomal transport
Cellular component (GO): BLOC-1 complex
Source: RefSeq, a predicted model, not a curated record
UUAGUUGACAUUAUAUUUGAUACAAUAUUUUGAUAAUUUGAAUAUAAUUUGAAAUAAUUGUCUAAAUUGUGUCACAAAAUGUUGUCUCAAAUGCUUUGCGAUCAUCAGAUCAGACAAAACAAGAAACGACAAGAAAUCGACACCAAAAGGUCAGAAGCCAUCAACAGUUGUGUCGAUUUGACGGCAAAUCUGGUCAACCAUUUGAAUGAUGGAGUGGCUCAGACUUAUAUAAAUCAAAGACGAUUGGACUCGGAGUCCAAACAAUUGGUACAAAAUGUGACACAAUUUGAGCGAUCGGUUAAUCAAUGGCUGCAUUUGAUGAACAACUUUAACAAAGCGGUCAAAGAGUUGGGUGACGUCCAGAAUUGGGCCAAAGCUAUUGAACACGACAUGAGAACUGUGUCUUCAGCACUGGAAUACACAUACAAGUGUCACAAAUGAUCAUUUGGUUAAUUGGUGUCUCCAGUCAUACAAAACAAUGUUAAUGACAAUUCAAUUAUCAUAUUUGUUAUUAAUAUAUAAUUUUUAAAUU